AUGGUCAACGCUGGAGUCAAUGUAACUCCGCCAGGAUAUUCUAGACUUGAGAUCCUGAACAUUAGGAAGAACCAAUUUUCUGGCAAAGUUCCGGAGGGAAUUUCUUCGUUAAUUCGCCUUCGUGUUCUUGAUAUUUCGUCGAAUAAAUUUUCCGAGAACUUAAAAUUCUUGAAGAACUCUCCGAACCUGGAAAAACUUGUCCUCGCAGAUAAUAUGUUCGUCGGAAAACUCCCUUUAUCGUUGAGGUCUUUUCGGAAUCUUCGAUCAAUCAACAUCUCCGGCAACACUUUACUCGAAGGUCCAUUGCCUGUAAUGAAUCAAUUGGAGCAUUUAUCGUCGGAAACUAUUCCAAAUCGUUAUAUUUUGGCUGAAAAAUCGAUAGAGAGAAACCACACAUCUGCAAGGGCAAUGGCCACUUCUUCGAGUAAAGGCCUUAAUGGCAGCCAAGCUGAAGCUCCGUCCCCCAUGGCAACGACGCGACAUAAGCAUAAGAAGAAGAGGGAAGUGAGGAAAGUACUCGGUUGGGUAGUCGGAUUUCUAGCCGGAGCUUUUGCUGGUAGUCUUUUGGGAUUGGUAUUUUCUUUGCUCUUCAAGUUUAUCUUUGAUCAAAGGGCACAAGAGGGAGAAAGUGGCGCAAUUUCUAGUCCUUUGAUUAUUUCUUGA
Molecule: messenger RNA, 663 nt
Organism: Fraxinus pennsylvanica
Lineage: Eukaryota; Viridiplantae; Streptophyta; Magnoliopsida; Lamiales; Oleaceae
Source: the annotation of a GenBank genome assembly